Antechinus flavipes (yellow-footed antechinus) is the source of this 909-nucleotide messenger RNA. It is a transcript of the gene SUB1, whose product is annotated as SUB1 regulator of transcription. Gene Ontology annotation, cellular component: transcription regulator complex; nucleus. The transcript has 5 exons. The record is from RefSeq and is a predicted model, not a curated record. The coding region runs from base 113 to 439 and encodes 108 amino acids. Gene Ontology annotation, biological process: positive regulation of transcription initiation by RNA polymerase II. Gene Ontology annotation, molecular function: transcription coactivator activity; DNA binding. NCBI's taxonomy places the organism in Eukaryota, Metazoa, Chordata, Mammalia, Dasyuromorphia, Dasyuridae.
CCUCUCUCCGCCCCCAGGGGAGGAGGGGUGGGACAACUCUUUCCUUUCGUCAUUUCCGGCUCCCUGUCACUCCUGAGCUAACAGCAGAGUGUGCGGCAGCAGGAACGGAGCGAUGCCCAAAUCAAAGGAACUUGUUUCUUCAAGCUCAUCUGGGAGUGAUUCUGACAGUGAAAUUGACAAAAAGGCAAAAAGGAAAAAGCAAGCUCUUCCAGAAAAACCCAUUAAGAAGCAAAAGACAGGAGAAAGUUCUAAAGCACCAGCUUCAUCCAAGCAAAGCAGCAGCCGAGAUGAUCAUAUGUUCCAGAUUGGAAAAAUGAGAUAUGUCAGUGUUCGGGACUUCAAAGGAAAAGUCCUAAUUGAUAUUAGAGAAUACUGGAUGGAUCAAGAAGGUGAAAUGAAACCUGGUAGGAAAGUUUGUGGUCUCCCUACCCCAAGUUAGCUUCAUCAGCGAUAUCCAGAGUCCUAGCCUGGGGCCUGUACCCUGGGAGCUGCUUAACCCUCUAGAACUAAGGUGAUUGACCUGGGUUCCUAUGGAUCUUUGGAGAAAACCUUACUUGGUACUGGAUUUGGUUGUUACUCAGCAAAUUUGUGCAUGCCUGCUUGGUUUGCUAAUUUCCUGAUGACUGUGCUAUCCCUGCAGAUUAUUUUUUGCUCUAAUUGCUUAUCAAGAUUGCAUAAGAAUGUGUUUCAAAAUUGAAAGAUACAGUAGUCCAUCAAAAUGGAGCUGGUGUGUAAGAGUAAUAAUGAUCUUGUUUGGCCUGACCAGAGAAGGCUUUGUGGGGAAAUAAAGUACUACAUAGCAGUAAUAAAGUUUUUUUUUUCCUUUUUUAAACUCUUAAUGGUAUUCAAGAUCGAUAAUCUAAAAUUUAAAUUGUGAUAUUUUAGUUGUAGUUACAUUUGUAAAGAUUU